Emericellopsis atlantica is the source of this 1714-nucleotide messenger RNA. RefSeq names its product putative acetohydroxy-acid isomeroreductase. The transcript is spliced from 3 exons. Gene Ontology annotation, biological process: L-valine biosynthetic process. The coding region runs from base 115 to 1332 and encodes 405 amino acids. The record is from RefSeq and is a predicted model, not a curated record. NCBI's taxonomy places the organism in Eukaryota, Fungi, Ascomycota, Sordariomycetes, Hypocreales, Bionectriaceae. Gene Ontology annotation, molecular function: ketol-acid reductoisomerase activity. Gene Ontology annotation, cellular component: mitochondrion.
CCACGAGCCAUUCCCGCCUCAACUUUGUUUCGGUCAAGAAGCGCAGCCUUCCCUCAUCCUUCUUCCUCCCUUUCUCUCUUCCAACAUCCCCAAUCUCCCUCACAACCCGUCACAAUGGCCUCUCGCACCAUCUCCAAGUCUGUUCGCUCGCCAUUGGCCCGCCAGCUGGCCGCUCCUCGCGUCCAGCAGCGCACCUUUGUUGCUGCCCGCAACCUGGUUCGUGCCGGCACUGCUGCUCGCCCAGCUGCCGUUGCUGGCCCUGCCCAGCAGCAGGUUCGCGGUGUCAAGACCGUUGACUUUGCUGGCCACAAGGAGGACGUCUAUGAGCGUGCCGACUGGCCUCAGGAGAAGCUUUUGGAGUACUUCAAGAACGACACCCUUGCCCUGAUCGGCUACGGCUCGCAGGGUCACGGUCAGGGUCUCAACCUCCGCGACAACGGCCUCAACGUCAUUGUCGGUGUCCGAAAGAACGGCAAGUCCUGGAAGGACGCCCAGCAGGAUGGCUGGGUCGAGGGCAAGAACCUUUUCGAUGUCGAUGAGGCCAUCUCCCGCGGUACCAUCGUCAUGAACCUCCUUUCCGACGCUGCCCAGUCGGAGACCUGGCCCGCCAUCAAGCCCCAGCUCGUCAAGGGCAAGACCCUGUACUUCUCCCACGGUUUCUCGCCCGUCUUCAAGGACGUGACCAAGGUCGAUGUGCCCACCGACAUUGAUGUCAUCCUCUGCGCCCCCAAGGGCUCAGGCCGCACCGUCCGCACCCUCUUCCGCGAGGGCCGCGGCAUCAACUCCUCCUUCGCCGUGUACCAGGACGUCACCGGACACGCCAAGGAGAAGGCCAUCGCCAUGGGUGUCGCCAUCGGCUCCGGCUACCUGUACGAGACCACCUUUGAGAAGGAGGUCUACUCCGACCUGUACGGUGAGCGUGGCUGCCUGAUGGGCGGUAUCCACGGCAUGUUCCUCGCCCAGUACGAGGUCCUCCGUGAGGCUGGUCACUCCCCCUCCGAGGCUUUCAACGAGACCGUUGAGGAGGCCACCCAGUCCCUCUACCCCCUCAUUGGAGCCAACGGUAUGGACUGGAUGUUCGAGGCUUGCUCGACCACCGCCCGCCGUGGUGCCAUUGACUGGACCCCCAAGUUCAAGGACGCCCUCAAGCCUGUCUUCAACGACCUCUACGCUUCCGUCCGCGACGGCACCGAGACCAAGCGCUCGCUCGAGUACAACGGCCAAAAGGAUUACCGCGAGAAGUUCGAGAAGGAGAUGGAGGAGAUCCGCGGUCUCGAGAUCUGGAGGGCUGGCAAGGCUGUCCGCUCUCUGCGUCCCGAGAACCAAAAAUAGACAGUGUGACGAUGGACAUGGGGAGGGAUAUGAUCUGGGCUUGUUCAAAUACUGCGAUUUGGCUUAAGGAGCUAUGCUAUACCACUUGGAGUCUAAGGCGACUAUGAUGAAAAUGAAAAUUGCAAUCAUGUACAAUUCCUGCGCCAUGCGUUCAUACAAAUGUGAUCGACAGGACCAGAAAAGAUGCGUUCGCGUCCGACAGCGGCAGCCAAGUCUAGCUGUCCCUCAUAAGCUCAUUGCCUCAACAGGCAGGCCCGGAGGACCGACAUGGACUGGAGUUUCGUGAGCGGUUGGACUCGGAGACUGGCCACUCUAGUCACGUGGUAUCCCCGGUCUCAGGCAAAGGUACCCGUCAGGAUUCUGGAACUGGGUCCGGCCGCGG